Arabidopsis arenosa is the source of this 2959-nucleotide messenger RNA. The record is from the annotation of a GenBank genome assembly. NCBI's taxonomy places the organism in Eukaryota, Viridiplantae, Streptophyta, Magnoliopsida, Brassicales, Brassicaceae.
UGCAAAUGGAGGAAGAAGAAUCAUACUUUGAAACCCUUGUUCUCAUUUGAUUCCCUCCUUCCUCUCUCUCUUUUCUCUCUGAUUCGUGAUUCCACACUUAUUUACUCAUCUCUCCUUUCAAUAGCAACUUUUAAAAUUUGCUUCUUCUUUGUGAAAUUUACUUGAAAAGGAGAGGAUUUCUGAAUUCUGUCACUUCAAGCUCGAAUUUUGCCAACUUUCCUUUGAUGGGUUUUACUUGUUUUGUUGUAAUUUGAUUAAAAAUAGAAACUUUUUGUUUUUUUCUUCUUCUUGUCUCCUUUGCUUAAUAAAGAAGAAGCUUUUCAAUGGAAUUUGACUUGAAUACUGAGAUUGCGGAGGUGGAAGAGGAGGAGAUUGAUGAUGUAGGAGUAGGAGGAACAAGAAUUGACAAGGGUAGGCUUGGAAUUUCACCGUCAUCUUCUUCUUCAUGCUCUUCCGGAUCAUCAUCAUCUUCUACAGGCUCUGCAUCUUCCAUUUACUCUGAGCUGUGGCAUGCUUGUGCUGGUCCUCUCACUUGUCUUCCCAAGAAAGGCAAUGUAGUUGUGUAUUUCCCACAAGGUCAUUUGGAGCAAGAUGCUAUGGUUUCUUAUUCUUCUCCUCUUGAAAUCCCCAAAUUUGACCUUAAUCCCCAAAUCUUCUGCAGGGUGGUUCAUGUCCAAUUGCUUGCUAAUAAGGAAACUGAUGAGGUCUACACUCAAGUCACUCUGCUUCCACUCCAAGAGUUUUCGAUGCUAAAUGCGGAGGGGAAAGAGGUCCAGGAGUUAGGAGGGGACGAAGAGAGGAAUCAAAGCUCAUCCGUCAAACGAACACCUCAUAUGUUUUGCAAAACCUUAACAGCUUCUGACACAAGCACUCAUGGAGGUUUCUCUGUACCUAGAAGAGCCGCUGAAGAUUGUUUUGCUCCUCUUGACUACAAACAACAGAGGCCAUCUCAAGAGCUCAUUGCAAAGGAUCUCCAUGGAGUAGAGUGGAAGUUUCGCCAUAUCUAUAGAGGUCAACCAAGGAGGCAUCUACUCACCACUGGUUGGAGUAUAUUUGUCAGUCAAAAGAAUCUAGCCUCUGGUGAUGCCGUUCUCUUUCUGAGAGACGAAGGUGGAGAGCUGAGAUUAGGAAUAAGAAGAGCAGCAAGGCCAAGAAAUGGACUUCCUGACUCAAUCAUUGAGAAGAACUCAUGUUCGAACAUUCUAUCUCUUGUGGCUAAUGCUGUAUCUACAAAAAGCAUGUUUCAUGUGUUUUACAGUCCACGAGCGACGCAUGCAGAGUUUGUGAUUCCUUAUGAGAAGUAUAUCACAAGCAUCAGGAAUCCCAUUUGCAUAGGCACAAGAUUCAGAAUGCGAUUUGAAAUGGACGACUCUCCUGAGAGAAGAUGCGCUGGAGUAGUGACUGGAGUCUGUGACUUGGACCCGUAUAGGUGGCCAAACUCUAAAUGGAGGUGCUUGUUGGUGCGAUGGGAUGAGUCAUUUGUGAGUGAUCAUCAAGAAAGAGUUUCACCUUGGGAGAUUGAUCCCUCGGUUUCUCUCCCACACUUAAGCAUUCAGUCAUCUCCAAGGCCUAAAAGGCCGUGGGCAGGUUUACUGGAUACUACUCCACCCGGAAACCCCAUAACCGAAAGGGGUGGUUUUUUGGACUUUGAGGAGUCGGUUAGACCCUCUAAGGUCUUGCAAGGUCAAGAAAAUAUAGGUUCUGCAUCACCCUCACAGGGGUUUGAUGUUAUGAAUCGCCGGAUACUGGAUUUUGCGAUGCAGUCUCACGCAAGUCCAGUUCUUUUGUCGAGUAGAGUGAAGGAUCGAUUUGGUGAGUUUGUAGAUGCUACUGCCGUGAACCCAGCUUGUUCAGGUGUUAUGGACCUGGACAGGUUUCCAAGGGUCUUGCAAGGUCAAGAAAUUUGCUCGCUUAAAUCAUUCCCGCAAUUUGCUGGUUUCAGUCCAGCUGCUGCUUCAGGAAAACCAAAUCUUGGAUAUACUGAUCCCUUUGCGUACCAAGCCAACAAGUCAAGUUUCUAUCCGCUAGCUUUGCAUGGGAUUAGGAGCACUCAUGUUCCAUAUCAGAAUCCAUACAAUGCGGGAAACCAAUCCUCGGGUCGCCCUUCUCGUGCAAUAAACUUUGGUGAAGAGACUAGAAAGUUUGAUGCACAAAAUGAAGGUGGCCUACCGAAUAAUGUUACAGCUGAUUUGCCAUUCAAGAUUGAUAUGAUGGGAAAACAGAAAAGCAGUGACUUUAAUAUGAAUGCUUCAUCAGGAUGUAAACUUUUCGGAUUCUCCUUACCUGUGGAGACACCUGCAUCUAACCCGCAAAGCACGAACAAAAGGAUCUGUACAAAGGUUCACAAGCAAGGAAGCCAAGUGGGGAGAGCUAUUGAUUUAUCCCGACUAAACGGUUAUGAUGAUCUCCUGACCGAGCUUGAACGGCUGUUCAACAUGGAAGGGCUUCUCAGGGAUCCUGAAAAAGGAUGGAGGAUCUUAUAUACUGAUAGUGAGAACGAUAUGAUGGUUGUUGGCGAUGAUCCAUGGCAUGAUUUCUGCAAUGUGGUGUGGAAGAUACACUUAUACACGAAAGAGGAAGUGGAGAAUGCUAAUGACGAUAACAAGAGUUGUUUAGAACAAGCUGCUAUCAUGAUGGAAGCAUCAAAGUCAUCUUCUGUGAGCCAGCCUGAUUCUUCUCCUACAAUCACUAGGGUUUGAUAUAAACAACCCAAGAAAGAAGCUUAUUUUCUUAUGUUCUUUAAGUGUGUUUUGCUGACAAAAGAACUUCAACUUUAUCUUUUGUCUUUGAAUCUGUCUGUGUGUUUGUUUGUAUUUCUUGUGGUCUCCAUGAAUCUGGAGAUUUGUGAGUUUAUGGAUGUGUAGAACAUGCCGUUAGAUGAGUUUGGAUUGAGGUCUUGAAUUUGCGAUUAAGGUGGUGCUUUGGAUUUUAAAGUUUUCAAUAAAAUUACAAUAUAUUU